Caenorhabditis bovis is the source of this 1866-nucleotide messenger RNA. NCBI's taxonomy places the organism in Eukaryota, Metazoa, Nematoda, Chromadorea, Rhabditida, Rhabditidae. The record is from the annotation of a GenBank genome assembly.
AUGAUGGAAACGAACACUAAAGCGAAUAUUUUGCAAAAAAAGAUUGUCAUUGCGGUUUCUAAAGAUGUGUCAAAUGAGACAUUGGAAAUUGCGAACUAUGUUGCACCGUUUGCGAAAAACUUAGAGCUUAACAAUAGAACUGAACAGAAGAUAUGUCGAAAGUUGGAAAAACGGGACAUUGAUCUAAAUAAUGAAUAUCUGGUUGCUUUCGAAAAAAUAAACCAAUUAGUUCAACGAUUUGACGAUAUUGCUCAUGGAAUGAACAAGAUUUGUCUUCGACUUUACGAAAAUAUCGAAAAAACGAAGAUGAAAAACUGGGAUCUUGUUCAGAAAUCGGUCGAUCUUUACCAAAAACAUCAAAGAAUCGAGUCAAAAUAUCUGGCAAUUAACGAUUUCCUUGAAAAUUUUUCGAUGGAUACCCAAGAUUUGAAAGAAUUGGAAAAUUGCGAACAGAAUGGAUUUCUAAAUGAUGCGUUUUUCACAGCCCUCGAAAAGGCAAAAAGAAUUCACGGAGAAUGUCGAACAUUGGUACAGGAAGAAGGACAUGUCGCAGCAUUCGAAAUUAUGGAAAAUAUGCAAUUAUUAAUAGAAAAUGCCUAUUUGACGAUUUGUGAGAAUCUGAAAAGAGUUUUCCGUCAAAUAUCGGCUGACUCUAUUCAAAAGAAGUCACUGAUUAUUAAAGCAUUUCAAGAACUUCAAUCCAAUCCGAUAAUGGUAAAAGUCUCAUUAGAGCAAUAUGCCGAUUGCCGUGCUCAUGAUUUAUUGGGGCAGUUCGUUAAUUCACAUCGGAAAUCUCUUGAUUCCGGGACAACAACUAUUGGGUAUGUCGGUGAUUUGAUAACUUCAAUUCACAAUAUCUGUGCAAAUGAAAAUGAAUUACUCAAAUCUCUUCUUUCUUCGUGUGAUCCUGAACUAUUCGAAAAAUAUGGACAAUCUGCUAUAAACGAGGCAACCAAAGUAUUGGCGACACCUUUCAAAGUUCGUGUCGAAUCAGCAUUAGGCUCCGAGACAGAUCCAAUAGUGAUUUGUAGUGUCGCGAACAUGCUUUAUUUUUACAAAUCAAUAUUUGAAAAUCUGUUACAAAAAAAGAAUCACAUAUCGGAAAUGCUUGACGAACUUAGUAAAACUGGUAAAGAAAUUUCAAUCGCUGGAAUCAAUUACUACAUUGACGUGUUGACAGCAAAAAUGUGUCAUCCUCCAAGUCCUGAUUUAAUUCCAUCACGUGAAAUCAACCAAUGUCUCGGAUUCCUAAAACAAUUGAUUUCUUGUCUUUUUGACUUGAAUGCAAAUAAUUCAGGAUUAUUCGAUGUCAAAAACAUCUUUGCUCUCGUUCUCGAUCCGUUAUUACGCGAAGUUCAAGUGAAUUCUUCAAUGAUCAAAGAAAAUUUAGAUGCUGCAAUAUUCACUAUAAAUUGUUUGACGACAAUUCGAAAUUCGAUUCGCGAGCAUCCUGAAAUUGCUGACAGACUGGAAAUGAUUGACGCAAUGAUUGAGAGUAACUCCGAUGUUCUUGUAUCUAUGAAAGCAUCUCAAAUUCUUUCUUCUUCCGGACUUUUUGAAAUUUACAAGAAAAUGCAGGAUUUUGACAAUUCGGGAAAAAUGCCAGAGUUUUCUGGAUUGCAACCAUUCACAGUUUCGGCCGCAAUCGUGGAAUUCACCCAUUUUCUCAAUUCUGAUGCCAGUGCCCAUGAUUUCGACUUAUGCGAAAAGAUUUUGGCUGAAAAUGAAAGAGAAGCCAUUCGUAACCGAACUGCAACGGAGUUUCUGAAGAUAUACGAAUUUAUCAUCAACAAUUUGGAAAACGAGAAAAAUGGAUACAAAGGAAUUCAUUAUUUGCCAUUGGAUGGUGUUAAACAACUUUUAUAA